Messenger RNA from Linderina pennispora, 1297 nucleotides. Its product is annotated as glycoside hydrolase. Gene Ontology annotation, molecular function: hydrolase activity, hydrolyzing O-glycosyl compounds. Lineage: Eukaryota; Fungi; Kickxellomycota; Kickxellomycetes; Kickxellales; Kickxellaceae. The record is from RefSeq and is a predicted model, not a curated record. The transcript has 4 exons. Bases 39 to 1253 code for a protein of 404 amino acids.
CCCACACCUGCUGUCCCCUACUAGUAUUCCACAUCGACAUGCACACAAGUGUGCUUAGCUGUCUGUUUCUUUUCGGCUGGCUGACUCCUGUGGCACCCAGCUCAUGCAUCGAGGACAAGCCGUACCACGUCUCGGGUGCCAACUACUGGCAGGCAAUGAAUCUUGGCAUGGCCUCUGGACAAAGCAGCAACCGCCUGCGUGUGCACCAGGACCUCAGGGAAUUGCAACGCCAGGGCAUCAACAUGGUGCGCAUCAUGGCGUCCAGCGAGGGCUCACAGUUUGGCACCCAGCCUGACCGCAUGUAUCCGGCUCUGAUGGUUGCGCCUGGCGAGUAUGACGAGGAUGUGUUCCAGGGCCUUGACUGGUUCAUGGCGCAGCUGCCAAAGUACAAGAUGAAGGCCAUCGUAACCCUGUCCAACUACUGGACUUGGAGCGGCGGUGCUGCGCAAUACGUCAGCUGGGCGACCAAUACCACGAUUCCAUACCCGGAGCAGUGGGACCACCUCCUGCAGCAGAACGAUUUUCUAAAGUACACCAACCAGUUUUACCAGAACGAGUCGAUCAUCGAUGUCACCCAGAAGUGGUACAGAAACCAUGUCAAGGCGCUCAUGAACGAGCCCCAGAUCACCGAUUCCGAGGACUCGCUGUUCAAGUGGAUCGACGAGUCAGCAAAGUACAUCAGCUCGCUGGCGCCUCGUCACCUGGUGUCGAAUGGUGCUGAGUCCAAAAAUGGCCAGCAGUGGUUUAACAUCAUGCACAAGUCGCCGUAUAUUACCCUGGCAUCGUGCCACUUUUGGCCGCUGAACUGGGGCUACUACAACCGUACCGACCCAACUGAGGCCAGCAUCGACUAUUCGAUUCACAAACUGAACGAGUUCAUUAGCAACUUGGCCGACUGGGCUGCUGCGCUGAACAAGCCGGUAGGUUUGUUCGAGUACGGCAUGAUGCACGACAACUGGGGCGAGUGGGCCGGGCUCAAGGGAUACAGCCCGGACGCGCCUUUCACCCACCGCAACAAGUUCUACCAAGCUGUUGCCGACAAAGUCUCUGCCCGUGUUGCAGACAAGCAAUUCGUUGGCGCGGCAUUCUGGGCAUAUGCGGGCAUGGCUCGUCCGCCGACGAAGCCUACGACCGAGAUCAGCUGGGUUGGCGACCCACCACACGAGCCGCCUGGAUGGUACAGCAUCUACGACAAGGAUGUCGAGACCCUUGCCAUCCUCCGCGAGUUCUCCAAAAAGAUUGGCGCAAAGUAACAUUUUUAGUUGGAUAUACCAGGCUACUCGAAAUACACGUCUAA